CCCAAAGGCAUACGUUUGCGCAUCAAAAUAACUCACGCACUUCGGUUAGAACCAAAACCACGAGAAGACGAUGAGGAACAACAAGGGCCUGAUGAGGAACACCAAGGAGGCGACGAGGAACACCAAGGAGGCGAUGAGGAACAACUACGACAAAAUGCAAGAGCUGGAAUACAAGAGUUGAUAAAAAGUGGUAUAACUGUUAGCGGAAUGGAGGAGCAUGAUUGGAUUUAUCUUUUUUCCAUGGUACAGGAUGCCAAAG
Messenger RNA from Paramuricea clavata, 259 nucleotides. The record is from the annotation of a GenBank genome assembly. Lineage: Eukaryota; Metazoa; Cnidaria; Anthozoa; Malacalcyonacea; Plexauridae.